Cinara cedri is the source of this 992-nucleotide messenger RNA. NCBI's taxonomy places the organism in Eukaryota, Metazoa, Arthropoda, Insecta, Hemiptera, Aphididae. The record is from the annotation of a GenBank genome assembly.
UAACAAUAUUGGUAACCAAUCUACCUUUUUAUUUUUCAGACACAGGGUAGUUUUAAGGUUAUAAUAUUGUUUAUGCGGUUAGUUUUAACUAUUAAACUUCAAAAUUUUAUUGUUGAAUUGUUAGUAUUUUGUUAUAGGAACUUAUUGAACGUGUAAAAAUGUCGAUUGGGGUGCCAAUUAAAGUAUUGCACGAAGCCGAAGGACAUAUUGUUACUUGUGAAACGAUCGAUGGUGAAGUUUAUCGCGGCAAACUUAUAGAAGCAGAAGACAAUAUGAACUGUCAAGUAAAUAAUCAAAUUGUUUUUAUUAAAAGAUAUUUUGUAUUGAACUUUUUAAUUUUUAUUUGUUGAAUUUAUUUUAAUAAAAUAUUAUACCUAUUUUAAAUAUAUAUAUUUAAACUUUAGUACUUGCCCAAUUUUUUUUUUUAAGUAAUCACAGUUUACUUUUGUUUAUUUCUUGGUACCUAUUUAAAGAUAUAUGAUUUACCUUUAUUGAUUUAUCAGGUGUCACAUGUAACUGUAACAUAUAGAGAUGGGCGUGUUGCUCAAAUGGAGAAUGUAUAUGUCAGAGGAUCAAAAGUACGUUUUAUUAUAUUACCAGAUAUGUUACGGAAUGCGCCUAUGUUUAAAAGUAAAAUGACUAUGGGUGGAGCAGCAGGGCGUGGUAAAAGCGGAAUGAUAAGAUCUUCAGGUAACUGUGUUCUUUAUAUUCUAACAAUAAUUUUAAAAUACAUUUUAAUAUAAUAUUAUGAAAACGUUAGUUGGACGUGGCCGUGGUCGUGGUGGACCUCCAAUGGGUCGUGGUGGACCACCUAUGGGACGCGGAGGACCUCCAAUGGCUGGAUCGUGGAAUCAAAGACGUUAACGAAAUAAUACCAAAUGUCUCGUCUAAGGUUUUUAAAUAAAUGCAUUACACGUGAAAAUAUUUUUUAUACAUAAGUUUCUAUAACUAAAUAUUCCUUAUUCAAAUUAUCUUGAUAUAAUAAAAGUAUG